UAUAUUUAAAAACUCACCGCGGCUAUAGUAACGGCUCAGUUGGUUCAACGUGAGAGUAUCAACGAAGACACUCGUCGGUACUGGGUCAUUCAUUUAAGAAAUUGCCAAUUGCAAAAUGAAAUUAAAUCACAUAUUAUUUUUCUCGUUCCUCAGUGUUUUGUUUAAUCAAGUGUUAACGCUUAAUAUAUUAGGAGUGUUUCCAUAUGAAGGCAAAAGUCACUUUUUCGUUUUCGCGCCAUACUUAAAGGAGUUAGCAAGAAGAGGCCAUAAUUUGACUGUAAUAUCGUAUUUUCCGCUAGAAAAACCAAUGGAAAACUACCAUGAUAUAAGUUUGUCCAAAGACGUUAAAAUAUUGGAAGAUGUGUUUCCAAUUAAAAGAUCAUAUUGGACAAUUAUUCAAAUAAGUUUCUUCUUAAUCAAUUCGGGAACAGAAAAUUGUAAAACUUUGCUAGAUGACGAGAAUGUACAGAAUCUGUGGAAAUCUAAACAGAAGUUCGAUCUAGUGGUGACGGAACAGUUUAACAGUGACUGUGCGUUAGGGCUCGCUCACGCGCUGGGAGCGCCGGUGGUCGGGCUCACCUCGUGCGUGAUCAUGCCCUGGCACUACGAGGCCUUCGGCAUCCAGUACAACCCCGCACACGUACCUAUACUGUUCUUGGAAGGAGGCACCAAGCCCACAUUAUACCAAAGAAUUGAAAGGACCAUUUUACAUUUAUACUUUGUUUAUUUGCACAAAUUAACUUGUCGGAAAGAAAAUGACAAGACAUUAGCUAAAUAUUUUAAGGAUAUCCCACCAGUGGACGAAUUAGCACAAAAUGUCAAUAUGUUGUUAUCAUAUUCACAUAACUCGAUAACUGGUCCUGGUCUUUUACCCCCAAAUGUCAAGGAAGUUGGUGGAUAUCACGUUGCCAAACCCAAAGAAUUACCAAAGGAUUUAAAGAAAUUCAUAGACGAGGCUGAACAUGGCGUGAUCUACAUAAGUUUCGGAUCCAUGUUACGAGCCACUUCUACGCCCAAAGAUAAAUUGGAAGCCAUCAUCGGAGCCAUAUCACAGUUACCGCAGAGAAUCGUUUGGAAGUGGGAAGAAAAGAAUUUGCCCGGAAACCCCAAAAACGUAUUCAUAUCUAACUGGUUGCCACAAAACGAUAUUCUAGCUCAUCCAAAAGUUCUGGCAUUUUACUCCCACUGUGGUAUGUUGGGUACCACGGAGGCCAUAUACCAUGGAGUACCCAUGAUAGGCAUGCCAAUCUUCGGAGACCAGCCAGGCAAUGCAGGUGCCAUAGAAGAAAGUGGACUAGGAGUACAAAUCGACAUCAGGCAUUUGACUAAAGAGUUGUUAUUGGAGAAAUUCAAGAUUGUUCUGAACCCUGAGUUUAGAAGAAAAGUGAAGGACCUAUCAAGAGUGUGGCACGACCGGCCGCAGUCAGCUAUGGACAGCGCCAUCUAUUGGACAGAGUACACAGCACGUACUGCCAACUACAGCUUCGGAACACCGGCAGCGAAGUUACCUAUCUACAUAUUCAGAUCGUGGGAUAUCAUUGCAGUUUUAGGAACUAUGUGCUUAGCCAUCCUUAUAUCUUUGAAAUUAGUAAUAACUUUCGUGUACAAAAAACUAACGCAAAAACCAAAAAUUAAAACUAAUUAUAUGAUAGGCGAGUUGUCGCGAGAUAGGUCAGUCUGGUGCCGGAGGCCACCGAGAACCGACGCGCACACGUUUGCACCAACACGAUUUGCGCGCAUUACUCGACACAACAUUCUCGCGACACCCGCGGCCUUCGAAUUCGAGAUGAAGCCAAGUGCACUAAUUGUUACAUUAUUAUCAUUACUAGUGUUAACAGACUAUGCCUGCAGUCUAAACAUUCUAGGAAUAUUUCCGUACAAUGGCAAAAGCCAUUUUAUUGUGUUCCGUGUUUUUUUACGUGAACUCGCCAAACGAGGUCAUAAUGUGACUGUUAUUUCUCAUUUCCCAGAACAGGAUCCACCUGCAAAUUAUCAUGAUAUUAGUUUAGCUGGAAGUAUAAAAGCCAUUGAAGGCGAGGCACCAUUUGAGAGCUCAUACUUCACUCUAUUUCUUGUCAGUCUAUACCUUGCAACCACUGGUGUAGAUAAUUGCAAAGUAUUGCUAGCUGACGACAAAGUGCAAAGAUUAAUUAAGGAAAAACCAAAGUUCGACGUAAUUGUUGUGGAACAGUUCAAUAGCGAUUGCGCUUUGGGUAUUGCCUAUAAGUUCCAAGCUCCUGUUGUGGGCAUAAUAUCGCACAUACUGAUGCCUUACCAUUAUGAAAGAUUAGGUGUUCCUUACAAUCCAGCGUAUGUCCCUUUCCAUUUCCUAGAAGGAGGGACUAAACCCUCAUUGUAUCAUAGAGUGGAGAGAACAAUAUUUGACUUCUACUUUAGAAUGCUUAAUCGUUAUUACACUCAAAGGAGUAACCAGAACACGCUUGCUCAAUACUUUGAUGAUAUACCUCCUCUAGAAGAACUAGGAAGAGAAAUAAAGUUUCUUCUUCUGUAUCAUAACUUCAUUCUUACUGGAUCCAGACUGUUUCCUUCCAAUGUAAUUGAAGUCGGAGGUUUCCAUGUCGUCGAUGCAAAACCAUUGACAGGUGAUCUUAAAAAGUUUGUAGAAGAGGCCGAACAUGGAGUCAUCUAUAUUAGUUUCGGGUCCAUCGUCAAAGCUUCUACUAUGCCAGCAGAAAAAGUACAAGAAGUUUUGAAUGUCAUGAAACGACUGCCUCAAAGAUUCGUCUGGAAAUGGGAAGACAAAACUUUGAUGGUAGAUAAAGAUAAACUUUACACGAACAGUUGGUUACCCCAAGUGGAUAUUCUAGCUCAUCCAAAGACGUUAGCGUUUUUGUCUCAUGCUGGGAACGGUGGUACAACAGAAGCCAUUCACUAUGGCGUUCCAAUGGUAGCCAUGCCGGUGGGUGGAGACCAGCCCGCUAAUGCAGCAGCUAUCGAAGAAAGCGGCCUCGGAGUGCAGUUACAAAUCCGAGACUUGAAUGAAGAGAACUUACUGAAUGCUUUCAAAAAAGUAUUAGAUCCCAAAUUCCGCCAGAGAGUGAAGGAAGUAUCAAAGGCAUGGCAUGAUCGGCCACUACCGCCCCUCGACACCGCAGUCUACUGGACUGAAUUUGCUGCCAAAUAUCCCAAUUUCAACUUCAGAACCGCAGCAGCUGAUGUGCCAUUCUACCAGUAUAUACACCUAGAUGUAGCCGCUGUUUUCAUCACAAUAAUUAGUCUAAUAUUUAUUGCACUCCGAACAGCACUCAAAGUUUGCUGUGGACGGAAAGAAAGUAAAGGAAAAUCUAUAAAAAGUAAUAAAAUUGAAAAGAAAAAGGCAAAGCGUGCGUAGACGUAUGCAGAAGACGAAACAAUAUUGGUUCAAUUAGAAAACUGUAUCGGGGCCUAUUCUAAUAGACUGUUAUUUAAAUAACUUAGGAAGUUUUAUCUAUUACAAAUUACAAACCAAGAAUACGUCGCUACAUUGUAUUAUAAAAACUUCAGAAAAACAAAAUAUAUAGUCCUAUCUCAUCUACAAGUUGGCUGUCAAUUGACUGUUCUCUAAUUUACCUAGCUUUUAAUACCGUAAAUAAAAUUCAAAAAAAGGCUUA
Molecule: messenger RNA, 3611 nt
Organism: Helicoverpa zea (corn earworm)
Lineage: Eukaryota; Metazoa; Arthropoda; Insecta; Lepidoptera; Noctuidae
Exons: 8
Coding region: 116-3352 (1078 amino acids)
Molecular function (GO): UDP-glycosyltransferase activity
Source: RefSeq, a predicted model, not a curated record